This is a messenger RNA of Mycena indigotica, 663 nucleotides long. RefSeq names its product Ras-related protein. Lineage: Eukaryota; Fungi; Basidiomycota; Agaricomycetes; Agaricales; Mycenaceae. The record is from RefSeq and is a predicted model, not a curated record. Gene Ontology annotation, molecular function: GTPase activity; GTP binding. The coding region runs from base 1 to 663 and encodes 220 amino acids. Gene Ontology annotation, cellular component: endosome. The transcript is spliced from 7 exons.
AUGGCCGUCGACCAGCGGGAAUACGACUAUUUGGUGAAGGUAGUGCUCAUCGGAGACUCCGGCGUGGGCAAGUCGAAUCGUGCGUUGCUCUCGCGCUUCACGCGCGGCGAGUUCAACCCCGAGAGCAAGUCGACGAUUGGCGUGGAGUUCGCAACGCGCUCGAUAGAGAUUGACGGGAAGGUGGUGAAGGGGCAGAUAUGGGACACCGCGGGCCAAGAACGGUUCCGCGCCUUGACAUCCGCAUACUACCGCGGUGCUGUCGGCGCUGUAGUCGUGUACGACAUCUCGAAACACGCUUCGUUUGACAAUGUCCCGCGGUGGGUAAACGAGCUGCAGGACAACAUCAAGACCGCGGAGGGCUCCUUCAAGCUUCUCCUCGUCGGCAACAAAAGCGACCUCGCAGCGGCCGGCCAGCGCGCCGUCCGUGUCGAGGAGGCAGAGCAGCUCGCGGAGGAGCACAACAUGAGCUUUAUGGAGACGAGUGCGUUGGAUGCGACCGGCGUCGAAGAGGCCUUCCAGAGCAUAUUGUCUGAUAUAUUCAACAUCCUCUCGCACCGCCGGCCAGAAGACGACGCCCCCGGGUCGACGAUCGAUGCGUCCAAGCUGGCGGGCACGACGAUUACCCCGGGCGUGGACCAGCCGCAGGGCGGGAAGUGCUGCUAG